AUGUACACGGUGUGGGAGCUGCUAGCGUACGCAUACAUCAGUCUAUCCAUCCACAUGUUUCCCGAAGAUGGAGAACUGUCGUUAGGUCCGUGGGAGGGCGCGCCGGUGGCCGCCGAUACCCCGGUGCCGGACAUGAGCCCUAGCGACAUGCUGAUGCUGAUCCACGCAGACAAAGGGUUGCAGAUCAACCUUCUCGCCAUGCUUAGUGCUGUGUUGAUCAGCAUCCAGGUACUGCUGGGAUCUCGGCGUCGGCGCUCCGGCAACAAAAUCAUUGUGUACCUGCUGCAGGCCGCUUACACCGUCUCCUUCCCGGUGUUCGUCUACACCAUCGGCCUCAUCCAGUCCGUGGAGGCGCCCAAACAGCUUGACAGCCAGCUGUUGUGGGCCGUCGGGCUCCUGCUCCUCCUGGGUAGCGUGGACGGCAUGUCGGCCUUCAGCCGGCAGGAGGUCGAGAAUAGCAAAGGAGUUCAGGCGGAGCACAUGAUCAAGACGGUUCUCGUGCUCUGGCUCCUCGUCAGCCGGAGCGACGUCUCCGAGGGCGGGGGGGUCUUGCUGAUCUACUUCCUCCUCUGCUGGGUGUAUAGCAUCUUGAGGGUCGCCCAGAGGAUGAAGGCGCUGCGCAAGGCCAGCUCGGUGCACGGUCUUGUGCGCAGCGCUAAAGUGGUGGCUGACUACAUGCAACAUGUCUAUGCCUCUGAUGAUACGAUUCAUAGCCCCAUGGACAUGGCUAAGUGCAAGUAUCUGGUCCUUGGUGAGGAAAAGGACUCCAGCCCACCAUCCAAGGCGCCCUGCUACCUCUCAGAGGUGGGCAGCAAGGGCAAGCUUGUCACGUUCGACAUGAUCUGGAACAGCAAGGACAAGCUGCUGCUGAGUCCUACUCCUGACGAUGACCAGAAUAAGCGUGCACGUGUGCUAAGUCCUACUCCUGAUGAUGACCAGAAUAGGUGUGCACCUGCGCCUCUGAAAGAUACUUGUCUUUCCUUCGCCUUGUUCAAGUUGCUCAAGCGGCGCUUCUGCCCGGGGCUCCCCAUCGCCGAGGAGGGUGACCCGGAGGCGCUGAAAUUCGUCCUCGCUGAGGGCAAGCAUGCCUUCUGUCUCGUGGAGGUCGAGUUGUCGUUCCUAUACGACUUCUUCUACACCAAGUACCCGGCGCUCUUCCCCGCCGCCCCAGUUGCGCUCCGCGUCCUUCGUUUCGUCGUUCUUCUUGGCUUGUUCAAGGUGCUCCUCUUGGAUUUUAUUCUCGAGGCCAUCACAUAUUACGCCAAAGUCCCCGCAAAGUUGCUUGAGAAUAACACGGGGUACUCCUCGAGUCACGCGGUUAACUUCAUCCUCUUCAACAACAUUCUCGUCGUCUUCAUGAUCCUUAGCAUCGACAUCUUGCAAGACGUUGCCACGGGUUACUCAAACUGGGCCAUUGUACACUACGUGUGCGACUACGUCUACCUGAGAAGGAGGACAGACAGUGACGGUGACAGGAGCAAGGGGUGGUGGAUGACGGCGAAGCGGUGGUGGAACCGGGGCUUCGGCAUUCGUCGAGCGCUGAUUAAAUGGGUGGCGGCACGCCGGGCAAAGGAGUCGGCACACUGGUGGGAUAACAAGCUCGGCCAAUACUCGCUGCUCAACUCCUGCGGCUACACCGCGCACAAGACGAAUGCCUUCUCCCUGUUGACCCUACGCCUGCUCGAGAAGACAGGAGAAGGCCGGAAGCGCGACAAGGAUGUCAUCCUGACGGACAAAAUCAAGGAGGAGGUUCUCAGCUCCCUCGAGAAAAGCGGUGGCCGGCUGUCGGUCGACCGUUCAGGCGGUCUAAGGAACAUGGUGCUACAGUUGCACUGGGCGCCGUUCGACCUCUCAAGCAGCACGCACACGGUCCUCGUGUGGCACAUUGCCACCACCAUAUGCGCCGACCAGGACCAGGGCACCGACAACCCCGACCAGCUCGGCAGUAGCCGCCUCGUUGCAACCACAUUGUCCAGCUACUGCGCCUACCUGCUUGCUUUUGUCCCAGACAUGCUGCCCGACCACAGCUACACGGCCACGCAGAUCCUGGAUGCCGUCAUUCUAGAUGCCCGAGAGCGUCUCCGUACAACCAAAACAUUGUCAGAGAGAUGCAAAAAGAUGGUACAAUUGGGAAAGCCAAAGCCGGACAGCAACAACAUGGUGCAAGACAAGUCCAUCUUGAUCCUUGGAGCCAGCCUGGCAGACAAGCUAUUGUCAAGGAACGACCGGCCGCCAUGGGAGCUGCUCGCGGGCUUCUGGGCCGACCUGGUGCUCUUCCUGGCGCCGUCCGACAAGGCCGACGUCCAUGCCGACCACCUAGCGACAGGUGGUGAGUUCAUGACCCACCUUUGGGCGCUGCUCACGCACGCGGGCAUUGUUCACCGUCCAGAUGUCGAUGCUGCAUCACAUGCUUGA
Molecule: messenger RNA, 2415 nt
Organism: Aegilops tauschii subsp. strangulata
Lineage: Eukaryota; Viridiplantae; Streptophyta; Magnoliopsida; Poales; Poaceae
Source: RefSeq, a predicted model, not a curated record